Molecule: messenger RNA, 2793 nt
Organism: Oncorhynchus tshawytscha (Chinook salmon)
Lineage: Eukaryota; Metazoa; Chordata; Actinopteri; Salmoniformes; Salmonidae
Gene: dytn
Product: dystrotelin
Exons: 14
Coding region: 754-2682 (642 amino acids)
Biological process (GO): synaptic signaling
Cellular component (GO): plasma membrane
Molecular function (GO): zinc ion binding
Source: RefSeq, a predicted model, not a curated record
AAGCCAAAAAUUCCUACUUUCAAUGGUGCCCCGUUCCUAAGAGCAAACAAGAAACAGGCCUUGGCCCAAAUAGCGUUCCUGCUUCAGUGGGGUAAAUGUGUGUGUGAUCAUCAGUAGCAAAUGAGUACUAUCCCCUGUCCAAAAUAAUGAUUUAUGACCUAUGACUUAAUGUGUACUUCACUGAUUCAACUGCACCCAACUCCUUUCUCACUCACCCUGAAACCACAAAUGGAUCCGCCAAAAGACAAAGGUCCACUUUCUCACUCCUACUUAACCAGGUUCUUCUUUACCAUGACCAACGAUGCCAAGCUCAGGUUCCAAGCUUUUCACCACACCUUCCAUCUCACUUAACUCGCCCUCAUUCACUUCCAUUUCCCCUCCAGAACUCAUUCAAAUCCAACCUCUGCUUUCCUCAUUCUCUUCAACAUCUUCUUCCUCUCUUUCCACCUCAAUUCCUCCUCAGAAAUCCAAGUGUCUUUGUCCCUGUCCUAAUAUUCCUGUUCUUGUUCCAUGAUUCCUCCUACGACCUCCUGCAUACAUGUCUCUCGCGCCUUCUUUCCUCUCCGAUCAAUUCAUUCGGUUGGCAAACAACAAAUCUAGUCCCAGAUAUUCUAAUCUGACACCUUAUUUGUCCAAUCAUGUGUCAGUCUGUAUUUUAAAUGUUCUUUUAGAGAUAAGGCUUAGACCUUGUAAUGUUAUGUGAGUGUAAAUGACCUUCAUCACUCUUUACUCAGGCACAAGUGUGAUACCCUCAUGGAUAUGGAUAGCAUUGAGGGGUUGAAUGAAGUGCGUCCUGCUGUGUACCGCACUGCAAUGAAGCUCCGCUCCUUACAGAAACUCUGCCAUAUGCAUGUUGUGACACUGCGGGAGCUCAUCCCAGCCCUGUGCUCUCUGGGCGGAGCCCGGGACACUGGGGCGGGGCUUAGUGAACAGGAAGUGAGACAGUGCAUAAACAGGAUGUUCCAAAGCGUGUCACAGGAAGUACCUGGGCAGGUGUCGGCAGAGGCGCCAGAACAGACUUGCAGACUGCUGUACAGACUGUUUGACCGGGGACAGACUGGCGCUGUCUGUCGCAGGUCAGUUGAAUCCGCUCUCAUCUCUCUCUCAGCAGACACACUCUCAGCCAAACAUAAAGCUCUGGUUCAUCUGGCAGAGAGGUGCAGUGGGAGAGAGAGCGGCACGGUGAGCAGGAGUGGUCUCAGAGUCGUACUGCAAGACCUCAGCCAGGUGCCGGCUGUAGUGCAGGAGAACCAUGUGUUUGGCUCAGCUGAGACAGCUGUUCGUUCCUGCUUCAGUGGGGUGCUGAGUGCGUGUGUUUGUGAGGAGCAUGUCCUCUCAUGGCUGCAGUGUGAGCCCUGCCUGUUGCUGUGGCUCCCCACCCUGUACCGCCUGUCAGUCAGCGAGAACGUCACACACUCCGUAUGCUGCCACACCUGCAAGGCCUACCCCAUCACUGGACUUAGGUAUCGCUGUAUGAAGUGUGUGAACCUUCAUCUGUGCCAAACCUGCUUCCUGACAGAGAGACACACAAAAAAACACAAGAGCUCCCACCCAGUGCUGGAGCACUGCACUCAGCCAUCCUGGAAAGAAUCCCUAGCCUCAUUAGCAUACAGCGCCCGCCACGCCUUAUUACCACGGCGAUACACAGACAUGGAGGCAGAGAGGAGAAGGUGCCUAAUCAGGGCGGGGUCACGAGGGGAGCCGCAGACCAGCUUCACCACCCCUGACCCUUCACCUCAGUCAGCCGCUGAGGACAGAGCCCCUCCCACUAAUCCUCCCCAACUGCUGGCCACACCCCCAGCUGUUCGGCCCAGGAAGGCAUCUAAAGCCCUGCAAACUGAGGAAGAGCAGGAGGAAGCACAGCCACAGAGGAGAGACUCUGUCCUCAUUAAGGACAUCAAGGACCUGCAGAGGGACAAACGGCUGCUGGAGAGGGAGCUGCAGGUGUGGAGGGUAACGGUUCAGUCGGAGCAGGGCUCGCUGGAGUACCGCUGCUCUGAGAUGGAGGCCAACAUGGAGACUCUGAGACAACACAACCUCAGACUGCAGGACAUGAUGUCACAGGCUCUUAGCAUGUCAGGGACACAUGCUGACAUCAUGCCUCAUGCUAAUGUCAUCCCACAUGCUAAAUACAGGCCAGAGAGAGACAUAGCCUGUCCUGUAGAGUCCCAGAGCUCUGCAUCUUCCUCUGGAUCCAGAGAAAGAGAAGAGGAGGAGGAGGAAAGGGAAGAGGAGGACAAAUGUUGCACAGCAAAGAUGCAGAGAAAUGAGAUGAAGACAGAAGAACAGAGAGGUGAUGAUGAAGAGGAGGAGCAGACUGAGACUGACUCAGUCACACAGACUCAUACUCCCACAAUUACCUCUAACCCACAGCCAUGUUAUGGGCAGGUCACUGGGCCAAUGAAAGACCAGAGUGUCUCUGAAGAGGAGUAUUCUGGGAUGUGUAGUUUAGCGGAGGAGGAGCGACUGUGUGAGCUGGUGCAACGACUAAUAAGUGAGCUGUCGCUACACACUUACACACAUACAGACUACAGACGGGAGUUGGAGUUGUUGGAGGCUGCAGAGGAAGUGAGGGACUCGGUGUGUCAUCUCGUCUAUGCAGUGAACACACACUCCGUCCCAAACGAACACACUUCAUGCCCCAUCCUCCUACACAACCAUGUAUCCAGAAGGCUCCUCUAGACUUUGUCGCCUGAUGAUGUGAGUUAUUGUGUACUUUCCUGAUAUUUGUAUGUAGCACAGUUGUACUGAAAUGAUUCUGCUCUUUCAUUAGAGAAACAUGACAAAAUGUUU